CGGAAAUGCGUUUAAAACUCAAGUACAGACUACCAUUUCCAACUUGUCGUAUUUUUAUAAGAUUUUAUAUUUCAGUUGAAUAUUUUGCAAGUAACGCAGCGGUGUAGAAUGAGAAAGAAAGAAAAAGUAAGCGGAAAAUAUCGAAUCUGCGAGGGAGUGAAUAGAAGCGAGAUAUGCUCAAGACGACAACUGCAGUGUUUUGAAAAUUAGCCCUAGCGCCAGCUGGCUAGUCUUUGCUAGCUGUGUUUUCGUGUUGAAACCGAAGCCAUUUGCGGCCGAGGUUGUGAUUUAUGCGCAGUUCGGGCUUGCACGUCGGCCGGAAUGUAUCGCAGAGGACCGGGGAAAGUGGACAAGGCGCCGAAGGAGGAGAGCGCGGGCGGCAAGUACGCCGAGCUGCUGGUGUUCGGCUACGCGUGCAAGCUGUUUCGGGACGAUGAGCGGGCCAUGUACCACGAGCAGUGCAAGCAUCUGAUCCCGUGGAUGGGAGACAACAAGCUCAUGAUCGAUAGAUACGACGGGCGCGGUCAUUUACAUGACCUUUCGGAGUACGAUGCAGGCUCGUGGAACCAGAGCUACCAGCUUUCUGAAGAAGAAGCCAGGAUCGAAGCGCUGUGCGAUGAGGAGAGAUACCUGGCCUUGCACACUGACCUGCUGGAAGAGGAGGCCAGGCAAGAAGAAGAAUAUAAAAGGCUAAGCGAGGCUUUGGCCGAUGAAGGUUCCUACAACGCAGUGGCUUUCCGCUACAGCGCUGAUUAUUACGACCCUUCGCAGCCCACUGAGGAAGAGGAUGCCAACAAAAACAAAGAGCCCGAGCCUCAGGAAGAAGACGGAGAAGAACCGUUCGUAGCGCCCCCUGGUUUGAUCAUUCCCUCCGAUGUAGAGCUGCCUGCCACCAUCAAGACCCACGCCAUCAUCGAGCGCACCGCAAACUUCGUGUGCAAGCAAGGAGCCCAGUUCGAGAUCGUGCUGAAGGCGAAGCAAUCCGGGAACUCGCAGUUCGACUUCCUGCGCUUCGACCAUUACCUGAACCCUUACUACAAACACAUCCUCCGAGCCAUGAAGGAGGGACGAUACACACCUGCCUCGGAAAGCAAGCAGGACCAGACCCGGGAAACCAAGUUUGGAAAUUCCAACCAGGAGGAGGAAGACGAGGACGACGAUGACAGUGACGAUGGCAAUUACCUCCAUCCCAGUUUGUUUGCAUCAGCGAAGAGUUCUCGCCUAGAGGAAAUAAUAAAGCCCUUACAGGUCAUGGACCCAGAUCACCCGCUGGCUGCGCUAGUUCGCAAAGCCCAGCAGGAGAAGAACGGAAACCUAGCCAUCGCCGCCAAGCCUGCAGAAGAGGUGGCAGUACAAGCACCAGUUGCAGACUACUCUUCUGAUCCAAACAUGGCAGCGCUGUAUUAUGGGUACUGCAUGCUCCCCGAUGGGACGUACUGCUUGGCACCACCGCCGCCUGGCGUCGAUGCCAGCUCCUAUUACAACACAUUGCCUGCUGGCAUGAUGGCGGCUCACUCGGCGUCCCUGGCUCCUCCGCCACCAGGCACUACACCUCCUCCUGACCUUGUCAUUACAGCCCCAUCAGCUCCUGCAGCUCCUGCAGCCCCUGCAGCCCCAUCAGCCCCUGCAGUCCCAACAGCUGCCACCGCUCUAGUCCCUGCGUCUGCUUCCGUGUCUCACGCUGCUUCUUCUGGUUUCUACAGCACUAGCUCUUCCGCUCCUCAGGCGAACGUCAGCCAGCCGCCGCAGUCGUCAUCGUCAUCUUCAGCGGCGGCGAUCAUCCCUCCACCCCCAGACAUCCAGCCCGUCAUCGAUAAGCUGGCCGAAUACGUAGCGAGAAACGGUGCGAAGUUCGAGAGUAGCGUACGGGCGAAAAACGACCCACGGUUUGACUUCCUGCAGUCUUGGAACCAGUACAACACUUACUACGAAUUUAAGAAGCACUACUUCAUGCAGAAGGAAGCCUCAAAUUUGCCUCAGGGCUCUGCAGUCCACAAGGACGACAGCACUGCAAACUGUUCCUCUGAAAAGCAGUCUAAUGAGGGCAAACUCAUUAAAGCGUCGUUUGCCCCAAUCUGCUUUGCCAUCAAGUCCAAAGAGAACGACAUGCUGCCUCUGGAAAAGAACCGCGUACGUUUGGACGAUGACUCCGACGAGGACAAGGGGAAAGAGGAAGGGCAGGAGGGGGUGGAGCCAAACAUGGCUCGGGCGGAGCAACACAGUGAGGGUCCUCCUCUACCGCCUGAGGAGAAAAAGCCUCCUCUGUCACAGGAAGAGCUGGAGGCCAAGCAAGCCAAGCAGAAACUGGAGGACCGUUUGGCAGCUGCGGCCCGCGAGAAGCUGGCUCAGGCUUCCAAAGAGUGGAAGGAGAAGCAGCUGCAGGCUGAACGCAAGCGUAAAGCCGCUCUGUUUCUGCAGACACUGCGAGGUCCAGAGCCUGAGCACAAACGGGCCGGCGAGACCUUCGCCCCUGCCGAGCCAGACGUGUCCACCGUGCCAGCUGGGCCCGUCCCGCAGAUGCCGCUCUCCGAAUAUCCGCCUCCAGACCCCUCAGUGAAGAGCGUCCACCCCCCGGCUACCAUCCUGCCCCUCUCUUCCACAUCUACCUCCUGCUCCACUGCUCGGGAACGCGACAGGAAUCGAGACAGAGACAAGAAAAAGAAAAAGCACAAAAGAAGGUCCCGGUCCAGGUCACGUUCCAAAUCCAAAACCAAGCACUCGCUCCCGAGCGCGUACCGCAGCUACAAAAGGUCCAGAUCCCAAUCCCAUUCUCCCAACAAGAGAGAGCGUCGACGUGAUGAAAAAGAACGAGAGCGGGAUCGCUACGGAGGCAGCAACUACCGCCACGCUAACAGUCCAGGCCUGGGCAGAAAGCGCUCAAGGUCCAGAUCCAGAUCACCUCGGGAAAGGAGAAAGAAGAAGUCCUCAAAGUCUGUCCAUCAUUCAAAGACUUCCUCCAAGUCGCCAGAUAGGGGAAGAGCAAACAGGAAAGUCUCCGCCCACACUGCGAACUCCUCCCCAACAUCUAGCCCUACCUCUAGCUUACGAAGCUCCAGGGACGCAUCGCAGGAAAAAGACAAGCAGGUCUCGUCGACCAUCAUUUCUUCCGUUCAAAACAAAAUCACUCAGGACCUCAUGGCUAAAGUACGAGCAAUGUUGGCCAAAGGCCUGCAGCCCAACCCGUCCUGAGACAUGUGAAAAGGAGCAGACCGACGAUUGAACCAGCCACCAAACUUUAACCUGCAGGACCGCAGUGCAGCGCUGUACCGAUACGCUUUUUUCCCUUUACGUAUACUCCUCUGGAUCUUUUCAAUUAAGCAUCACCGGUGAUUCCCUUUAAUGUAAUGAAGCUCACGCUUUGUGAUGAGCCAGGCAGCAUGUAGGGUUUACUGAUACUGUGGGCUUAAGGUUUUCCCAGUGUUUUUUUUUUCCUUUCCCCAGGAGGUUCUAUUGCAAAAAAAAGUGUAAAAGUCUGAAAACGUAAACAUGUUUAUUUUUACUAACGAAUUAGACCAUUUGACUAACUUGAUAACAGGACCCCAUCUUGUGUGAUUAGGCUUCUACCACAGGGCAGUGUUAAAUCCUUCUGUGAAGGAUUACAAUAUUUCCUGUUCUUCCGUCUCGGUUCUUUUCUUUUUUUUUUUUUUUUUAUCAUUUCCAGCCAGGUUCAUUUUUCUAAAGCCUUCGGCUGCUCAAGAUUCUGUUGUUUUUUUUUGUUUUUAAACUAAUGUGGCCUUCAUGCUGUAAGUUUGCAUCUGCUUUGUAAAACUGAACAGUCAAUAAAAUUUGAGUCACAAACUGUGA
Silurus meridionalis is the source of this 3804-nucleotide messenger RNA. It is a transcript of the gene sfswap, whose product is annotated as splicing factor SWAP. The transcript is spliced from 18 exons. Bases 322 to 3189 code for a protein of 955 amino acids. The record is from RefSeq and is a predicted model, not a curated record. Gene Ontology annotation, molecular function: RNA binding. Gene Ontology annotation, biological process: RNA processing; mRNA 5'-splice site recognition. Lineage: Eukaryota; Metazoa; Chordata; Actinopteri; Siluriformes; Siluridae.